UUUCAACACUCACUAACUCACUCACUCACUCUUUCCCCCUUUCUCUCUCUACGAGGACAUCAAUUUCCAGCUUAAUUUGGGCGGAAUCAAUCUCACCUGACUGGUUGAGAAAUAGAAAGUAUGCCUUAUAUUUUGCUGACAGAUGAUCAGCAUUUUCUUCUAUACCUGGUCAUGGGAGCCUAUUUUGCCCCGGAUCUCAAGGGAGGAAAUCCCCAAAAGUCUGCUUUGCAAAGGCAUGCUGAAGGCCUCGCACAAUACCUUGCAAAUGACUUAGCAGGCUCACAGAUAAACACUAGAGUAAUGGAGAAUGUGUAUUACUAUGUGCUGAGAAAAGCUGACCCAUCCGUUGUUGUUAAGCAGUCUAUGCUGCUUCAGUAUAUUCAUGGUAGUGUUCCGGCUGUAGUGGAAGGUUCUGAGACAUACCCUCAGUUUGACGAUCUCUUUCCUCCCAUGCUGCACCACCGAUCUCACAGUAGAGAUCAACAUGGCACCAUUGAUAACAUUGUCUUCGUAAGCAACCCCAAAAUGAAUUACCUAGAGCCAUGUGAUCUCGAAAGAUUUAAGAGGCUCACUGGGUUAGAAGAUUUCCAUCUGGAUUUGGAGAGUCUAGUUCCACACGAAACAGUGGAUGACAGGGCUUUAUGUAAUAACAAAGUGCAAGAGACAUCAGAGUUAGAUGGUACAAUGCCAAGCGACAAUGGUAAACAUCUGGAUUGCAUUCCGGGCACUGAGACAAGUCCUGAUGUGCUAUCGCAAGUCAAGGCUAGUUCUGGGGAAGAAAUCGAUCAGGGAAUGUUAUUCCUUCCUUCAUGCCCUACUAAGGAAGAAUGGAGCAACCUUGUUUCUUCAACUAACGGUGGUUUUGCUGUUACUGGAAGUGCUGCAAGAGGCCAUCUCGGACCAGUUCUAGGACUUAUCGACAUUGGGGAAGCAGAGGACUCCUAUCUGUUUCGUGUUUCUCUUCCCGGAGUAAAAAGGGAUGCAAAGGACUUUAGCUGUGAAGUUGAGAGUGAUGGCACGGUGAUCAUAAAAGGAGUGACAGUGACCGGUGAAAGAACAGUGGAGAAAUGGUCUCAAGUAUUUGAGAUGCGAAGUCAGAAUCUUUGCCCGCCUGGCCCCUUCUGCAUCUCUUUCAAGCUGCCUGGCCCAGUUGACCCUCAGCAAUUCCACGGGACUUUUGCCACAGACGGGAUUCUUGAGGGGAUAGCACUGAAAGCACUGAGAUACACUACCUAGAUUGACUUGUGUCUUCUCUCCUCAUCACUAGCUUCCGUAUAUAUGACUUGUGGAUUGCCAUUUUAGGAAGCCAUCAUUUCGCAGUCUUGGAUCAAUGUUUUAUGCCCCUACCCUAACCCAUAUCUUACUACAGCUUAGUAGUGUUGGACAAUCCUUGCUUGAAUCUUAUGUGACUGUGUCUGCAUUUCUUUUAGUUGUGGGGAUUUCAUAUUCUAAUGUACUGAAAACGGCAAUUAGUACAGUUGCAUCCCCAAAUUCUCUUAUUUUUCUUGGUAUGCGAUUCGUUUUCAAAGAUCA
This is a messenger RNA of Salvia hispanica, 1533 nucleotides long. RefSeq names its product increased DNA methylation 2. The record is from RefSeq and is a predicted model, not a curated record. NCBI's taxonomy places the organism in Eukaryota, Viridiplantae, Streptophyta, Magnoliopsida, Lamiales, Lamiaceae. Gene Ontology annotation, cellular component: nucleus.